UAUUAAAUUUUUAUAUAUUUUUUUCUUUUUUAUUUUUUUUCUUAUGUCUUCACAUAUCAUUUCUUCUAAACUAAAUGCAAACGAGCUAGCUUUAUGUGGUGGCUUUGCAGGCCUUACCACAAGACUCGCCAUCUCUCCUCUUGACGUUGUCAAGAUCAGACUUCAGGUUCAACCAGAACGUUAUACUCUAAGACAAUUGCUUUCCAAACAAGCCAAAAAUAACAUUAAAUACUCUGGCAUUACACAAGCAUUCAAAACUAUUUUAGCAGAAGAAGGGGUCAAGGGGUUUUUUAAAGGCAAUGUAGCUGCAGAAUGGCUUUAUGUGACUUAUGGUAUUUCUCAAUUUUAUGCCUAUUAUUUUCUUGAUGAUUUUAUGAAAAAGCAACAUCAAGUAUCACCCGCAAUAAAGCCGUUUAUAUCAGGUAUGCUUGCAGGUAGUUUUGCUACAGCGACAACAUAUCCAUUUGAUCUAUUGAGAACACGGUUUGCCAUGCAAGGUGAAACAAGAGUUUAUAAUAACAUGUUACAUGCCGUGUUGGAUAUUUAUGAAAAAGAAGGUGUCCGAGGAUUUUACCGUGGAUUGGGAUCUUCGAUUACACAAAUCAUGCCUUAUAUGGGUUUGAUGUUCUUUAGUUAUGAAGGGUUGUGCUCUAUGGCUCAAUCACUCAAGGACAAGAAGGUCAUUCCAGAAGACCAUAAGCGAAUGCAAGACAUGCUUUGUGGCUCAUUAGCAGGUAUUAUCAGUAAAACUGGUGUUUUCCCCUUAGAUGUGGUUAGAAAACGAUUGCAAGUCCAAGGACCUCAUAUGUCAGAAUAUGUUGUUUCCAAGAUCCCUAGUUAUAGUCGAGAUAAUUCAGUGCUUGGAUGUAUACGAAAGAUGGUUGCAACAGAAGGCGUUUGGUCUUUGUAUAAGGGUAUUGUGCCUGGAUUACUAAAGGCAGGACCCUCAGGAGCAGUUUAUUUCUUGAUGUUUGAGUUGGCAAAAGAUGGUAUAACUGUACUAAAAGAAUCAGGUUUUCGUAUUGUGUCUGACAAGUCUACCUUGAAUACGUGAUAUCUCUUUUGCUUUCUUUAUACCCCGCCUUUAUUUUUUGAACAUCAACACAGACUGAAAUAAUUCAUGCAACAGGUAUUUUAUUAUUAUUCUCCAAAAUUUAGCUGCAUAAUUCGAUCUGUUAUUAAAAAUGCAUGGAUAAAAAAUCUAAUUGAACCUGUCAAUCAAAAGUAAAACAAAAGGACAUAUUAUCCUUAUGAUAUAUGACAAACUCAAGUGUCAAACUGUGGAACAAUAUGCUGCUCAAUUUAAAUAUCCGCUCUAUUGGGCAAUAUGUAGAUUGUUUGUAUGUGUAAACAAAUAUUUCAUUUGAAUUUCUACUAUAAUUAGAUGGUGGGAAAAAGAUCAGCAGAGUAAUUGAAGCUUAAAGUUUCCAUUGGCAAUACUUGUUUAAAAAUACCAUUUUUGAUAGAGAAGUUCAUUCUCCAUUGGUCAAGAUUGUGACUAUGCUCUGUAAUCUACUUCUUUAAGUUCC
Molecule: messenger RNA, 1529 nt
Organism: Gilbertella persicaria
Lineage: Eukaryota; Fungi; Mucoromycota; Mucoromycetes; Mucorales; Choanephoraceae
Product: mitochondrial carrier domain-containing protein
Exons: 6
Coding region: 44-1054 (336 amino acids)
Biological process (GO): transmembrane transport
Molecular function (GO): transmembrane transporter activity
Source: RefSeq, a predicted model, not a curated record